Messenger RNA from Eutrema salsugineum, 894 nucleotides. Its product is annotated as chaperone protein dnaJ 8, chloroplastic. The record is from RefSeq and is a predicted model, not a curated record. The coding region runs from base 123 to 611 and encodes 162 amino acids. The transcript is spliced from 3 exons. NCBI's taxonomy places the organism in Eukaryota, Viridiplantae, Streptophyta, Magnoliopsida, Brassicales, Brassicaceae.
CUCCCUAUCCCCCAAUCCACAAAUCCAAUUAUUGAACCUUCAAAUUUACUUCAAUCACAAAAAAAAAACUUGUCCACUUUUUGUUUUCCGGGAAAUCAUAUAACCGCUAAAGUGAAAAAAAUAUGACUAUUGCUUUAACGAUCGGAGGAAACGGCUUCUCGGGUUUACCCGGAUCGUCGUUCUCAUCAUCUUCUUCAUCAUUUCGAUUAAAAAACAGCAGAAGAAAGAACACGAAGAUGCUGAGCAGGACAGGAGUCAUUUGUUCUUCAUCUUCUGUAAUGGAUCCGUAUAAGACCCUUAUGAUCCGACCCGACUCAUCCGAAUACGAAGUCAAGAAAGCUUUCAGGCAACUCGCCAAAAAGUACCAUCCUGAUGUUUGUAGAGGUAGCAAUUGUGGCGUACAGUUUCAGACAAUCAACGAAGCUUACGAUAUUGUGUUGAAGCAAAUAAAGAAUCAGAUGGAGGGAACGGAAGAAUUUGAGCCGUUCGAUGUUUCUGACGACGGAUUCAACGGAAUGAAUGAUCCAGAUUGCGACACGUGGGAGGAAUGGAUGGGGUGGGAAGGUGCAGGAAUCCGUGAUUACUCGUCUCACGUUAAUCCUUAUGCUUGAAGCUUUGAAGAUUUCACAAAUUUCGAAAUGAUCCAAUGCACAUAAUAAAUAACAGCAGAGACUAAAUGAACAAUGUAAAUAUGUGAAAUUGUCUCGUGAAAGUUACUUAAAAUGUAAAUCUCAACAUUCACGCUUUAAGCUUUUAGGCUUUCGUGAAUAUGGAAGUAUUAAUAAUUAGAUUUAAAGUUUGUUUGACCUUUUGAAACCCUUUUGAAACCGUCUAAGGGUCUAGUUUCUAUGAUUUCUGUUAAAUCAAAAAUCUAUCCAUUUCUUUUCAACCAUU